Carcharodon carcharias (great white shark) is the source of this 1203-nucleotide messenger RNA. RefSeq names its product gastrula zinc finger protein XlCGF7.1-like. The transcript has 3 exons. Bases 403 to 1203 code for a protein of 266 amino acids. The record is from RefSeq and is a predicted model, not a curated record. Gene Ontology annotation, cellular component: nucleus. Lineage: Eukaryota; Metazoa; Chordata; Chondrichthyes; Lamniformes; Lamnidae.
GACAUCACCGCGGAGCAGAGUGAUUCCUAUUGGCUGAUUCCGGCGUCACAAUGCGGAAGUUGGACAAUUAGCUUCAGACUAAAACUUCCACCUCUGGGCAACAUCUGAUAUUAGAAGGGAAAGAUUUGCAGACAGAAAUCUUAAACCAAACAUCACGUCAAGAUCUGACCAAGUCGGUCAAUUCAUUGGGAGCUGAAUAUCAAUGGCCUUUGAAGCUAGAAGGAGAAAUGUUUGUUUGUUCUGUCUGCUUCAGAAGGUUUAAAAAUCAGUGUUAUUGAAAAAGCACCGAGACACACACACCCGAAUGAGAGUGUUCCAGUGUACUGACUUUGGAAGGAGAUUUAACCAGAUACGCAGCCUGAAAAAGCAUCCCCAUUUACUGCAGCAGGAGGGGCUGUACACAUGCUCUGUGUGUGGACCGCUCAGUUGGUCAUGAAUCUGAAGAGACCCAAGGACACCUGCAACAUGGAGAAACAGUGGAGAUGUGGAGACUGUGGGAAAGGAUUCAUAACCCCAUCAAAGCUGGAAAUUCAUCAACGCAGUCACACUGGGGAGCGGCCGUUCACCUGCCCUGUGUGUGGGAAGGGAUUCACUCAGUCAUCCCACUUGCAGACACACCAGCGAGUUCACACCAGGGAGAGACCGUUCACUUGUUCCGAGUGUGGGAAGGGAUUCUCUCGGUCAUCCCACCUGCGGAGACACCAGCGACUUAACACCAGGGAGAGUCUGUUCACCUGCUGCGUGUGUGGGAAACGGUUCACUGAGUCAUCCAGCUUGCUGAGGCACCAUAUCACUCAUACCAAUGAGAGACCCUUUAAAUGCCCUGACUGUGGGAGUGGCUUCAAAAGUUCUCAGGAACUGAUGUUUCACCAGCGCAUUCACACUGAGGAGAGACCAUUCAGCUGCCCUCACUGCACAAAGAGAUUUAGAAGAUCAUCCAACCUGUGGGAACACCAGUGGGUCCACACCAGUGAGAGGCCAUUCACCUGCUCUGAGUGUGGGAAAGGAUUCAUUCAGUUGUCCAAAUUGCAGAUGCACCAGCGAGUUCACACUGGGGAGAGGCCGUUCACCUGCUCUGGUUGUGGGAAGGGAUUCAAGGAUUCAUCCACCCUGCUGAGACACCAGCGAGUUCACACUGGGGAAGCCCUCUUAUUUGCAGACAGGAAGAACAUGUACACAGAUUCACCUGUUUCAACUGAAUAA